ACUCUUCAGUGGUGCAAAAAGGAAAAAUGAAGUUUCUUGGAGCACGAUUGGGAAAACACUUUCAGAUUGGCGCCAAGAUGCCCGCGCAAUGCUGGGCUUUGCAAAAGGCGUUUGCAGAGCAGCAGUAUCUCCUUGCUGUUGCUGCUGGGUUGGGUUUCAGUGUGCAGCUGCACUGAGGCCAAGUUCCUCCCAUUUACCUUUACAGCCCACAGCAGCUAUUUUCCCAUAAUAUCCCACGCUGGCGAUGUCAUGCCGCAUUUUGAGGCACCUUGUUCCAGUCAACACUGGAAAUGGAAAGAUUUGUUUGCAGGAAUGCAGGGACCCUGUUCAUCUGGGGGUUCCAGGAUGCAAUCUUAAAGGUGUGAUUAAAAGAAUGCUGGCUGCUCCACUCUAAAAUUGUGUUUUUUUUUUCCCCAGUGUGCUAAUGGAGUUAUAAAGGGUUUGGGUGGAGUGGGAGAUUUCAAGGCACAAAGCGAAUCCCAUUUCUUUAGGGUUUUUGCCUCUAUCUUGGCCAGAUCCCUGCGAUAGGAUUGAAUCAAAGAAUCCUCAGUUGCAAAGAGUUUUUCCCUUUUUGGCAAAGGCGGCCACUCCGGUUGCAUCAGACUGAGGGUUAAACUGGUUUUUUCUGGGAUGAGGACAAACUGGUCCAGCCUGUUCUUCCCAAAGGCUGCUGGAUGGGGAGCGACUUCACCCCAAAUGCCCUCAGAUGGGCUUUGGCAGCCCCCUCUAGAUCCAUCUGCAGCUGUUGGACCUCCAGUAGAUGAUGUCUGGGACAUCCCUAGAACCUCAGCAACUGCAAAGUGGAGGGGUUACAGCACACCCUGCCUGCACAAAGCACCCAGCACCCCAAUCUGCCCCAGGAAUGGGGUGGGUGCAGCGUGGGAACCAGAGCACUUUGCAUGUGCUCAUUUGCUGCAUUGCAUCUGCAAAGUUGCAUUUGGUGCAUGCUGAGUUUUCCAAGCAAAUAACACAAGCAAGGAUGAGCUGGAGAAAUGAGUGCGUUUAGUCCCGUUGCUAAAAAAAAAAAAACCCCACCAUAGGCAUAAUUUGCAUUUCUAAUGACAUGGGGUUGUUUGCAUCACACGCAGCAGCAGCAGAACUUUGCAUGGCAGGGGGGUUUGCAGUGAGGAAAUGGGCAAUGAGCAUGUGCUGGGGGUUGGCAGCCUUUUGAGGUGCAAGAUUUGCUUUGCACACCCAACCCAGCAUGGUGCAGCAGGAAGGGGUCACGAGGUGAUGCCAUGGUGUGGUUGGGUCUCUGAAUUGUACAGGGUUUGCUCCAGCUCUAUUCCCUAUGUGUGGUUUCGGUUGUGCAUGAGUUUGACUGUACAGGGUUUGGUUGUGAGUGGGUUUGCUCAUGCACAAUUUUAUCUGUGCACAGUUUUCAUUCUACAUUUAGUUGUGCAUGCUUCGGUUGUGCAUGACAAUUUCUUGCAGCUGCUCUCCAUUGCAGGCCUUGCAAGGGAUAGGUGCUACAGAAUCACACCAGCUGUACUCAGUCAGCACUGAUGAGAACAGCUCAUUUAAGAGCUGCCCACCACAGUACUCAGCUUGCUCAUUCAGUUUUCCUGCAAGCCCUUUCCUGGCUGUUUGAAGUUCUCAACUGCUAUUGCAUCUUUGCAGAAUGCUCAUUGGCAGAAAGGACUAGGAAAGGCUCAGGGAAGGGCCCAGGUGGAGUGUGUGGACCCCCUGUGCCAUGGCUUCAUCCCAGCUGCCCCCCUGCCCCACAGUAGGUACUGUCCUUGCUUCACAGCCCCCCAGUGAGCUUCCCCCUGGUGAGGAGGACCUAGGCGAAGCCUUUGACUUUGAGGACAGUGACGAGGAGGAGGACGAAGAUUCAGCCACUGAACCAAGCAGGGGAGCAGUCCUUCAGGCCCCUCCUCGCAGGCGCCGUGCUACCAGCUCCAGCACCGAGGGGCUGGUGCCAGAGACCCAGGAAGGGCUGCUGGAGCGUGUGAGCAAUGGGGAGGCCUGUGAGGAUCCCCCUGACAUCAACACCCAGACCUGGAAGAGGAAAAGCGCCCACCAGGGUGGGUGGCCCACCUGCGGUGAUCGCUUUGAGUUCACGGCGGCAGAGGACGAUGUGAUUUAUGACGACGUCCCCUGUGAGAAUCUCGAUGCCAAUCAGGAUGGGCGCAGCCUGAUCUACGAGGACGUGCAGCGGGGUGAGGAGCUGGGCUGGAGCUCCAGUGAGUUUGAGAGCUACAGCGAGGAGUCGGGUGAGGAGAACAAACCAGAGGCUGAGCCAGCCAAGCACCGGGCCUCCUUCCAGCCCAAGCUUUCUCCAGACCUGAAUAGACUAAAGGAGACAUACGCCAGGACUAAGAGGGACAUCCUGGCUUUAAGAGUUGGGGGGAAAGACAUGCAGGAGCUGAAGCAGAAGUAUGAUUGGAAGAUGACUCAACUGAUGAAGGCAGCCAAAAGUGGCACCAGGGAUGGGCUGGAGAAGACCAAGAUUGCAGUGAUGAGGAAGGUGACCUUCCUGCACCGUAAGGAAGUGCCAGGAGACUCAGAGGAGGAGGACACAGGUUUCCUGGAAGUCACAGUCUCCGACAUGAAGCACCCACCGCCUGAACUCGGCCCCAUGCCCACAGGGCUCAGCCCCCAGCAGGUGGUGCGACGACACAUCCUGGGCUCCAUCGUGCAGAGUGAGCGCAGCUAUGUGGAAUCCCUGAAGCGCAUCCUGCAGGAUUACAGGAACCCGCUGAUGGAGAUGGAGCCCAAAGUGCUGAGCGCCAGGAAAUGCCAGGUGGUGUUUUUCCGCCUGAAGGAGAUUCUGCAGUGCCACUCCAUGUUCCAGAUCGCCCUCUCCUCCCGUGUGGCUGAGUGGGACUCUGCUGAGAAGAUUGGGGACCUCUUUGUGGCCUCGUUCUCCAAGUCAAUGGUGCUGGAUGUCUACAGCGACUAUGUCAACAACUUCACCACUGCCAUGUCCCUUAUCAAGAAGGCUUGUCUCACCAAACCUGCCUUCCUUGACUUCCUUAAGAAGCGGCAGAUGGCCAGCACUGAUCGCGUGACACUCUAUGGGCUGAUGGUGAAACCUAUCCAGAGGUUCCCCCAGUUCAUCCUUCUCCUACAGGACAUGCUGAAGAACACCCCCAAGGGUCACGCGGACCGCCUGUCCCUCCAGCUGGCUCUCACUGAGCUGGAGACAUUGGCCGAGAAGCUCAAUGAGCAGAAACGUGUGGCUGACCAGGUGGCCGAGAUCCAGCAACUCAGCAGAAGCAUCAGUGACCGCAGCAGCCUCAGUAAGCUGCUGAACUCAGGGCAGCGGCAGCUCCUGCUCUGUGAGACGCUGACAGAGACAGUGUAUGGUGACCGGGGGCAGCUCAUCAAGUCCAAGGAGCGGAAGGUUUUCCUCCUCAACGACAUGCUGGUCUGUGCCAACAUCAACUUCAAGCCAGUGAACCCAAGAGGCCAGCUGGAAAUUAGCAGCCUGGUACCCCUGGGCCCCAAAUAUGUGGUGAAGUGGAGCACAGCCCUCCCGCAGGUGCAGGUGGUGGAAGUGGGGCAGGAGAGCGGUGCCUACGACAAGGACAAUGUGGUCAUCCACAACGCUGGUGCCAAGAAGCACGCACCCACUGGGCCGGCCUCGCACAAUAAGGUCUACCUGGGGCCACCGCGGCUUUUCCAGGAGCUGCAGGAUCUACAGAAGGACCUGGCGGUGGUGGAACAGAUCACCUUGCUCAUCAGCACGCUGCAUGGCACCUACCAGAACCUGAACAUGACAGUGGCCCAAGACUGGUGCUUGGCCCUGCAGAGAAUGAUGAAGGUGAAGGAGGAAGAGAUCCACUCUGCCAACAAGUGCCGCCUCCGCCUCCUACUGCCUGGCAAGCCAGACAAAUCUGGCCGCCCCAUCAGUGUCAUGGUGGUAUUCAUCACUCCAAAUCCACUGAGCAAGAUCUCCUGGGUCAAUUGCCUUCACCUGGCCAAGAUUGGGUUGCGGGAGGAGAACCAGCCGGGCUGGCUUUGUCCCGAUGAAGAUAAGAAGAGCAAAGCUCCCUUCUGGUGCCCCAUCCUUUCCUGCCACAUGCCUGCCUUUUCCUCCAAAGCCCUCGAUCUGCAGCUCAGCGCUGCAGUGCACAACCCUGUGCAAUCCUCACUGUUGGGUUUCUCUGCUGUCAGCACCUCGUUGCCGCAGGGCUACCUCUGGGUUGGGGGUGGUCAGGAAGGUGCAGGGGGACAAGUGGAGAUCUUCUCCCUCAAUCGCUCGGUGCCACGGACAGUAAAAUCCUUUCCGGUGGCAUCGCCAGUGCUGUGUAUGGAGUACGUCCCCGAGGCAGCUGAGGGGGACACAGAAGCGACCGAAGAGUCCCGAGCAGGUGCUGAGCAGCCCCCUGCAACUCUGCAUCCCACUGUUUGCUUGGGACUGCGGGAUGGCAGCAUUGCAGCGUACAGCAGCGUGGACACAGGGACGCAGUGCCUGCUGACCUGCAAGAGCCCUGGCAUGCAGCCAGUCCUCUGCCUGAAGCACAGCCCUGAAUACCUGUUUGCAGGGCUCCAGGAUGGGACAGUGGCUGCAUACCCGAGGAACAAUGUGGGGCUGUGGGACCUGACCGAGCAGCCCACCUGCCUGCCUGUGGGCACCAGCCCUGUGCAAGCACUCUUGAUGCUGGAUGAGACACUAUGGGCCAGCUGUGCCAACCAGGUCACCGUCCUUGAUGCCUCCACCCUCUGUGCUCAGCAAACCUUUGAGGCUCACCCAGACACAGAGGCCAGCGUGACACACAUGAUCAAGGCAGGCAGUGGCGUCUGGAUGGCGUUUUCCUCUGGUUCCUCUAUUCGCCUCUUCCACACUGAGACACUGGAGCACCUACAGGAAAUCAACAUCGCCACCCGGACUACCUUUGUCCUCCCAGGGCAAAGACAUGUCCGUGUCACCAGCCUGCUCAUCUGUCAGGGCUUGCUGUGGGUCGGCACUGACCAGGGCAUCAUUGUUCUGCUGCCCGUGCCCCGGUUGGAGGGCAUCCCCAAAAUCACUGGAAAAGGCAUGGUGUCCCUCAAUGGGCAUGGUGGUCCUGUGGACUUCUUGGCUGUGGCACUGAGCACACUGGCCCCCGAUGUACUAAAAGGAGACCAAGAGGAAGAAGAAGGUGAGGAAGAGAAACCCCCAGAGCUGGAUGGACCCCCACCACGGGAAAUAAGGAAAAAAGGGAUCUUGUUGCAAUACCGCCUCCGUUCCACCUCCCACCUCCCUGGGCAGCUGCUGUCAGUGCGGGAUGCUCCAGUUGGGACUGUUACUCCAGAGCACACAGAAGAAGAUGGCUCCAUCUACGAGAUGGCCGAUGAUCCCGAUGUGUGGGUCCGGAGCCGGCCCUGCGCCCGCGAUGCUCCCCGCAAGGAGAUCUCCUCUGUCGCCAUCAUUUCAGGGGGCAGAGGGUACCGUAACUUCAACUCUGAGCCGCAGCGCCGGGGUGGUGAUGCUGACAGCACUCUGCUCAUCUGGCAGCUCCCUCUGAUGCUAUAGCAGCCGGGGGAUGCCCGCGCGGCGCCUACCUCAAAGCCACCCUACACGCUGCCAUGGGGCGGUCGCAUUGGUGAGUGCACCACCCCUAUUAUGUUUUUUUUUUCCAAAGGAGAAAUAAGGAAAAAAAUAUUGGAAGGAAAAACACCAUAAAAAUUGUCAUUUUUGACUCCCCUCCUUCCCCCCUCAAAAAAACCCCCACUUUGCAUGCUGGGAGAGGGAAAUUUUUAAACAUGGAAAGCAAUGACCUCCUUGCGGGCUUUGGAGGCACUGGGGCUGUGCUUGAAGGCAUUUGUGUGUCUGCGUGUGAAUAUCUAUAAAUAUAUAUAUAAAUAAGGUGUAUAUUAUGAGCUGUAUAAAGAAGGAAUCUGUAUAUAUUGGGGCCCUUGGAGAUGCAGAAAUAAAGAAGAGGUGUGAGCGCUCAUUGGAUACUGGCUGUGCUGAAACGGGGUUUUGCUGAAAUAGCCCUUUUUUGACUAUGAAGUGAGGAUUUGGGAUUACAUGUACAGUGUUUUGGGAACUGGUUUGUGGACUUCCCAUUGGAGCAUAGGAGCUGUUUCUGGAGGACAGGAAAUUUUGGGUGAAAUUCAGCCUGGAAAUAAAUCCCAUAGGAAUCAGCAUGUUUCCUUGCAAUA
Messenger RNA from Phasianus colchicus (ring-necked pheasant), 6096 nucleotides. It is a transcript of the gene ARHGEF10L, whose product is annotated as Rho guanine nucleotide exchange factor 10 like. The record is from RefSeq and is a predicted model, not a curated record. Gene Ontology annotation, biological process: SREBP signaling pathway; actin cytoskeleton organization; positive regulation of stress fiber assembly. Gene Ontology annotation, molecular function: protein binding; guanyl-nucleotide exchange factor activity. Lineage: Eukaryota; Metazoa; Chordata; Aves; Galliformes; Phasianidae. Gene Ontology annotation, cellular component: cytosol.